Molecule: messenger RNA, 1371 nt
Organism: Clonostachys solani
Lineage: Eukaryota; Fungi; Ascomycota; Sordariomycetes; Hypocreales; Bionectriaceae
Source: the annotation of a GenBank genome assembly
AUGGGCGCUGAAUCGAAAUCAGACAGCUCUUCCGAGCUCACAAUGGAGCUCACAAAGCAGUAUUCUGCGACCGCCGUCAGUGGAGAUGAAGAGAAAUUGCUGAGGGAUCCUGAAACCCCGAUGGCGCCAAAGGCCAAGGCCGCGCCAGCCCUUUUGUCCAGCAGCUGGCUUGACCCCAGAUCCUUUACAAACCUUCAAUGGGCGUCAAAUGUAUCUCGCACAGUUAGUGAUACUAUAAACUACGUCGCUGGGCAAUUUUCAGAGGAGACCUGGAGUCCGGCUGUGGAGGAAAAGAGGCGGUCCGAGGCGAUCGAUCAGUUUCUUGACCAAGAGUCUCAUAGACAAGAUCGACAACUAAGAGUCUCCAUGUUUGGUGACAUCUGGCAGAAGCAGGUCCUCUGGAAACAUUUUCGUCUAAUUGUGCAGCCGUUGUCUAGUCAAGAGCGGUCGGACUUGGUCCCUGAAGUACGUCGAGUUGUCCUUGACAUGGUAAUGACUGUCCUUACCUAUCUGGAUGAAGAAAUUAUUUCUAAGAUGAAAGGGAAGAACUUGGAGGAAGCCUGGGCUCGGGAGAUCGUAGCAAUCAGAUCUCUUCACUCGAAAGACGAGACAGAAAUGGUCAACCGAAUCCUGGCUUUAAACAACGAGACUUUCCACGCUCAAUUGAAACAGCACGGAUUGUCGAUGAAGGAGGCAUAUAGCAAAGCCCAUUCUUUCGACGAACCUGGAUUUCUGGCCUGCCCAUAUUAUGACAAUCAAGACAUCUUCAAACAGGUAGAGAGGGUGCACGCCGCAGACUACGAGCCGACAGACCACGACUUCUUCCACUUCGACCGUCGGUUAUCCCUAACACUGAUACGAGAAGUUAAAAUCGAAAGGCUCGGCUACUCUAUUCAACUCCAGGAUCCGGUUCGGAAUAUGGGCGAGCGACGAAAAUGGAUCCACCAUAUCGAGAACCACACUGGUGUAUUGUUCAUUGCCGAUAUUGGCCGUUACGAUGAGACCCUUUGUGAGGAUGACUCGGUGAGCGUCUUAGACGAGCAGAUGGCGGUUUAUGAGUCAAUUCUUUGGUCCAAGUGGUUUUCCAAUGCGCCGUUACUACUUGUAUUGUCCAAUCUGGUCUUGUUUGAGUCCAAGCUGGAAAUCUCGCCCCUUGCCAAGUUCUUCCCGGACUACGAGGGCAGAAGUUUGGAUGAUGCAAAGGCGUAUAUUGCUUCUCGAUUUCUGAAGGCCGCAAAGGACCGGAAAGACGUUCAUGUAUUCUAUCUCAAUGUGUGCGAUGAGCAGAAUGUGCGCGAGAUCUUUGACGCCAUGGAGGGAACAGUACUUAAACCAGCACUUACGAAGCUCGGUCUUGUUGGGCAGAUGUAG